Molecule: messenger RNA, 1783 nt
Organism: Dreissena polymorpha
Lineage: Eukaryota; Metazoa; Mollusca; Bivalvia; Myida; Dreissenidae
Product: zinc finger protein 330 homolog
Exons: 9
Coding region: 646-1626 (326 amino acids)
Cellular component (GO): nucleus
Molecular function (GO): zinc ion binding
Source: RefSeq, a predicted model, not a curated record
UUUUUGCACGCUUUGCAGUUUUUGAGGACGCUUUCGGGGCGCAGCCAUUGUUUUUUGACAGAUAGACUGUACACGCCGCUUUUAUUGGAAAAAUGAACUUUGUUAAACAAACCCAAUAACCAUUUUAUAUAAGCACUAAAAAGAUCUUUAAUACGCGAAAAGAACUCAAUUAAAAUCGAUACGAACCGAUGUAAAAAUAAUAUUCGUAACUUGGUUUUGUAAUUCUUAAUGGUACGACAAGAUUUUAAAAUAAAUACGUAACGGACUUGAAAAUAAUUCGUUAUUACGAAAAUACGACCCUUAUCUGGAGCUCUGAUACACAGAAUACUGCGUAAUAGAAUAUUUGGACUUGAUUUGGGCCAUGAAAUACCAAUGCAGUCAGCUUUUAAUUCAUUAUGAUGCGUCUAUCGCUAGCAAUUAGCGACCCCUAUCAUAAAAACACCAAGGUGUAAAUGCCCGAUAAAAUCAAUAAUUUGCUGAUUGAUCACUGAUCAGGUGUAAAAACAACACUGGAUCACUCGACUAGUAGAUAUGGUUUGUUAAUUAGGGGGCAAUAAAGGAAUAAGCGAUGUUAAUUUAAGCCAGACGGCACUUGAAUAGCAAAUUUUAUUAUGACCUUAUAGAACAUUAUAUCGUUUUGCACGAAUGUCGGGACAAAUUGUGUCACAUCGAGACACCUGGACAAAUACCCCCAAAACAGGACUGUCCCGCCAAGAUCGGGACGUCUGGCAUGAAUGUGAGCAAUGCAAGAAAUCACAAAAGAAUAGAGCUUUCUGUUAUUUCUGCAACAGUUUGCAAAGACUGCCCGUGUGCGGUGCUUGUGGAAAGCAGAAAUGCAUGAUGAAGACUGGUGACUGUGUCAUCAAGCAUGCUGGCCAGUAUGUUACAGGUCUUGCCAUGGUGGGUGCAAUAUGUGACUUCUGUGAAGCGUGGGUUUGCCAUGGACGCAAGUGCCUGACCAGCCAUGCCUGUACAUGCCCCCUGAUGGACGCUGUGUGCAAGGAGUGUGAAAGAGCAGUGGCCGAACAGGGAGGCAGGUUUUUUGAGUGUUCGUUCUGCCACAAUUUUCUGUGUGAAGACGACCAGUUUGAACAUCAGGCCAUGUGUCAGCAGCUAGAUUCAGAUUCAUACAAAUGUGGUUCCUGCAAUAAGUUGGGGCAGUAUUCAUGCUUGAGGUGCAAGAUCUGUUUCUGUGAUGACCACGUAAAGAGGAAGGGGUUCAAAUACGCUCGGGGUCAGGACUACCCCUGCCCAAAGUGUGGCCACGAAACCAAAGAGACCAAGGAGCUCAGCAUGACUGCUCGGUUAUAUAACUAUGGGCGUCAGGGAGGGCAGGAGGGUGCUUCUCGAGGGUAUUUCCGUGACGACGAUGGUGUUGAUGAUGAGUACACACCAUACAAGGUGGAGGAGUACCAGUUCACGGGCUUUGGAGGAGUCAGAUAUGAGGGAGGUGAUGAUGAUGAUGAUGAUGAUGAUGAUGAUGACGACGACGAUGAUGACACAGAAGAAGAUGAUGAGGAUGAAGAAGAUGAGGAUGAAGAUGAGGAAGAGGAGGAUGAACCUUCAGACAAAGAAGCUGAUGAUAAGAAGCUAGCGGACAAGACUGAGAAGGACCUCACAGUGUAAUUGCUUUCCUGGCCUGGCAUAUUACGCAGUGGAGAUUGGAUACAUGAGAAAAUCACCAACAAUAUUUUUAAAAAUAAAUUAUCUUUAAUUAUUUAUACAAUGUAUAUAAAAACAGUUGUGUAAAAAUGUAUAUUUAAAUAAAAUCUGUUAAGAUUAA